GUGAAUGAAGACGCAGUAGCGUGAGCGUGUGGCAUGUGCAGCUUACCUGAAAGGGUCCUGUGCGGUCUGGACAACAGGUGUUGGGGAGAGAAUUGAAGGACGGAUAGAAGGACGGACGAGAAACGACUGAGGUGUUCCCCUUCUGGCGCGAGGUGCACUGAGGGAGAUUUUGGCCGCAACCAUCAGUCUUUCAGAGCGUAGUGGUGAUCCUCCUGUGGCUGUUGGUGUUGGACGAAUGUGUGACUGCUCUAAGCCUACGUAAUUAUAGCGUGACGGGUUUUCUUUCUGUGCGCCUGGGAGAGAGAGAGUGGUGCUCGUCAAGCUUUCAACACGCUACACAAGCUACGGAUAUGGCGGCGGCGUCCUUGUCUGCUCCCGCAGGCCAAUUGUACGUCGCUGUCUCUGGUUCGUCCAYUUCGUCAUUACGCCAUGAUUCUUSCCCUUCGUCCUGCGCCGCGACGAUGGCCACUUGUCACGACGUGUGCCCAGCCCGUGUUUCGCCUCUCUCUUCUGACGUCGAUGCCCGGAGCCCAURCAGGAUCGCSUUGCCUGGUCUGAACGCAUUCMAUGGCCUGCGCUGYUGCAAAGGUUAUCUUGUGUCUCCUCUUGGCGGCACGAGAAGCCUGUCCUUUGCAGAGCRGAYGGAKUCGCUGCGUYGCCCCUCGACAAYGCGUCCCAGCAGAGGGGUUGUCUCUUGCGAGACGGGGAUGAAGCUCGUGUUUGUCUCGGCUGAGGUAGGACCCUGGAGCAAGACGGGUGGCCUCGGCGAUGUAUUGGCUGGAUUGCCGGCCGCGCUUGUUGCYCGUGGCCAUCGGGUGAUGACGGUGGCUCCUCGCUAUGAUCAGUACAGGGACGCUUGGGACACCGAUGUCACGGCGGACGUUGUGGUGGGUGGGAGGACCGAGACYGUGCGGUUCUUCCACUGCCGUAAACGUGGGGUCGACCGAGUUUUCGUGGACCAUCCUCUCUUCCUCGCCAAGGUAUGGGGCAAAACGGGCAGCAAGAUCUACGGAGAGACAACUGGCAAAGAUUACCCCGACAAUCAGCURCGCUUCAGUCUGUUCAAUCAGGCGGCCAUUGAGGCUGUACGAGUCCUCACCUUCAACGACAGCAGCAACCCUCGCUUCCAGGGUCCCUAUGGYGAGGAUGUGAUCUUUGUGGCGAAUGACUGGCACAGCGCGCUUGUUCCUUGCUACCUCAAGAGCAAGUACAGACCGCGCGGGGAGUUCCUGAACGCCAAGGUUGCCUUCUGCGUGCACAACGUUCUUUAUCAGGGCCGUUUUGCUGCGGCGGACUUCGACCUCCUCAACCUCGGGGAGGAGCUGAGGCCCUCCUUCAGCUUUCUUGACGGAUACAAGAAGCCUGUCGUUGGACCCAAGAUCAACUGGAUGAAGGCAGGCUUCGAGGAGGCAGAUAUGCUGCUCACCGUAAGCCCUAACUAUGCCAAGGAGUUGGUUUCUGGGGAAGACAAGGGCAUGGAGCUCAAUUACGUGGUGGAGAGGAGGGGUAUUCUCGGCAUCGUGAACGGGAUGGACGUGCAAGAGUGGGACCCCGCGUCCGACAGGUACCUUGAAGUCAAUUACGACGUUUCCRACGUUCUGGAAGUCAAGCCUGGACUGAAGGAGCUUCUCCAGGGUGAGGUGGGGCUACCUGUUCGUCCGGACGUGCCGCUGCUCGCCUUCAUCGGCAGACUAGAGGAACAGAAGGGCUCGGAUGUGCUGUGCGCGGCUCUUCCCAAGCUGAUGCAGGGGGAGAACGAGCUGCAGAUGGUCGGGGGUCGAGGCGACCCGGUCAAGGAGGAGGAGGAGAAGGAGAAGGAGGAGAAGGCGGAGGAGGAGGAGGAGGAGGAGGAGAAGGAGGAGGAAGAUGAGGAAGACGAGGAGGAAGAAGACGAGGAGGAAGAAGACGAGGAGGAAAAAGACGAGGAGGAAGAAGACGACAAGAAAGAAGAGGACGAGGAAAAAGAGGACGAGGAGGAGGGAGGAGAGCACGACGACGAUGAAGAGGGGGUGGGCAAGGAGGAGGAGGAAGAGAAGCAAGACGAGGAGUAAAGGACCGGCGCCGACGAGAAUAGAGGAGAGCAUAACCACGAUGAAGAAGAGGAGGAAGAGGAAAAAUAAAAAGUAGAAGACGAG
Messenger RNA from Chara braunii, 2135 nucleotides. The record is from the annotation of a GenBank genome assembly. Lineage: Eukaryota; Viridiplantae; Streptophyta; Charophyceae; Charales; Characeae.